Messenger RNA from Penicillium oxalicum, 1800 nucleotides. RefSeq lists its product as uncharacterized. NCBI's taxonomy places the organism in Eukaryota, Fungi, Ascomycota, Eurotiomycetes, Eurotiales, Aspergillaceae. Gene Ontology annotation, biological process: anterograde axonal transport. Bases 1 to 1800 code for a protein of 599 amino acids. Gene Ontology annotation, cellular component: mitochondrion. The record is from RefSeq and is a predicted model, not a curated record. The transcript is spliced from 5 exons.
AUGGCCGACGAGACCCCUGUCGCUGCCCCCGCUGAGGCUGUCGACCAGCCCGAGCGCGAGACGGCCGCGGGCGCCGACAAGCCUGCCGACCAGGAGACGGAGAACGUGAACACCACCGAAGACAAGCCCACCGCUAACCUCACUGGCCACGGCCUCGCCCCGUUCCUAGACUCUACAAACGAUAGCGAUGAGAAGCAACCGGCUGAGAAUGGCGGUGACGAGCCCAAGCAGUCUGAUGAUGCCGAUGACGCCAAGGAUGAGUCUGGCGCCGCCGCCGGUGAUGAUGAUGGCGAUGCCGCCGAGACCACUGCGCCAGAGGCAAACGGUACUCCGGCCUCAGCCAAGAAGUCUUUCAAGGAUCGCCGCCGCUCCAGUGGUGUUGCUGAGAGGUCCAAGCUCAACAAGCGCAAGUCGAUGCCCAAGAUCACUCAGCUCAACGUGAAGCCUGGCGAGUACUACCUCGCGCGCCUGCGUAGCUAUGCGCCCUGGCCGUCCAUCAUCUGUGACGAAGACAUGCUCCCACCCAGUCUGGUCGAGACUCGCCCCGUCACGGCGGCGCAGCCCGACGGCACAUACCGUGCUGACUAUGCGGAUGACGGCAAGCGGGCCCACGAGCGAACCUUCCCUGUCAUGUUCCUCCAGAGCAACGAAUUUGCGUGGAUUCCCAACACUCAACUUACCCCCAUCACGCCGGACGAGUGCAAGGAUGUUUCCGAGAAGAACAAGUCAAAGGGCUUGAUUGCGGCCUACAAGGUCGCCGCCGAGGGCCAUGAUCUGGAUUACUUCAAGCAGAUGCUCGCAGACCACGAGGCCGCUAUCCAGCAGGAGAUUGAGGAGGAAGAGGCCGCAGAGGCCGCCAAAGCGGCCGCCAAGGCUGAAAAGGAGGCUGCAAAGGAGGCUGCCAAGGCGGAGAAGGAAGCCGCGAAGAAGGCCACCAAGAACAAGCGCAAGAGCAAGGGUGCCGAGACCGACGUGGAGAUGGAGGAUGCGGAAGACUCGAAGAAGUCAAAGGCUUCUUCCAAGAAGCGCAAGAACGAGACCGAUGCCGAGGCUGAAAAGAGGAAGAAAGCUCCGGCCAGCAAGGCCAAAAAGGCCAGCACCAAGAAGAGCAAAGCCGCCGUCGAGGAAGAUUCUACCCCCGAGGCCAAGGAGCCCGAGAAGCAGGUCGACCCGGAGGAGUUGCGAAAGAAGAAGGAGAAGGAAGUUCUCUUCCUUCGCCACAAGUUGCAAAAGGGCUUCAUUUCUCGUGAAAUGCCCCCCAAGGAGGACGAGAUGGCCACCAUGGCCACCUACUUUGACAAGCUCGAAAAACACACCGAUUUGGAGGUGUCCAUCAUUCGUGCCACCAAGAUCAACAAGGUCCUCAAGAUGAUUGUCAAGCUCGACACCAUUCCCCGCGACGAGGAGUUCCAAUUCCGACACCGUGCUUUGGGGAUUUUGACCAGCUGGAAGAGCGUUCUGGAAGCUGAUGCCCCUGCGCCGUCGGACAAGGAAGCCAAGCCCUCCACAAACGGUGCCUCUAAGGAGGAGGGAGCCGCCGAGACCCCCAAGGCGGAGACUGAGGAGGAGAAAGAGGCCGAGAGCAAGGCUACUGGGGAGGAUACCCCGAUGCCCGAUGCCGAUGCGGACAAGGCCGAGCCUCAAGAAGCCGAGCAAGACGAGGAGGACAAGGAAGACAAGGAAUCAGAGCAGCCCGCCGACGAGAAGACCGAGGAGAAGGGCGAGGAACCCAGUGAAGAAAAGUCGGAGGACAAGGCUGACGAGAAGGACGAGGAAAAGACCGAAGAGGCUGCGGAAUAG